UGUUCUUGUUUUGCUUCUUUUCCUCCCUUCUUUUUCUUGAAGGUCCGAAAACCGUCCUCUCAAAAAUAUCGGCACAGAAACAAAAUUUCAGUAUUUUUCAAACGGAGAAAACUCCGACUCUGCCUGUUGAAUUUACACCUACUCCUCCCAGUCCAGUUUUCCGCAACAUUGGAGUCGUCUUCCGCCGUCAUCGAGCAAAGAGGUUCGACCGAUCCCAGGCCUCCAGUCCGCGGCGGAGGGAGGGAAAGAGGUCGCUGGGAAUCGGGAUGGAGUCAGCAGUGGGUGCCAGUGGGCCUGGUGGACCGGACGGACCGGACGGACCGGGAGGCCGGUUUAGAUGCGCCUCGUUCAACCAAGACGCUACGUCAUUGGCUUUGGGAACAAAGACUGGGUACAAGCUGUUUUCUUUGACCGCAGUGGAUAAACUGGAUUGCAUUCAUGAGAGUGCAGAGGCUUCCAACGUUUACAUCGUGGAACGUCUCUUCUCUAGCAGUCUGGUCGUUGUCGUAAGCACCACCACACCACAGCGUAUGAACAUCUACCACUUCAAGAAGGGUACAGAGAUUUGUAACUACAGCUACCCCAACAAUAUACUGGCUGUCAAGCUCAACAGACAUAGGCUUGUUGUAUGCCUGGAGGAAUCCAUUUAUAUCCACAACAUCAAAGACAUGAAGCUGCUCAAGACUCUGCUCAACAUUCCGUCCAACCCUUCAGGCCUCUGUGCUCUAUCCACCAAUCAUUCCAACUCCUACCUGGCAUACCCUGGCAGCACUACAAUGGGAGAGAUAAUAGUUUAUGAUGCCAAAAAUAUGAGCACAGUGACGAUGGUCCCGGCACACGACAGUCCUCUGGCAGCUCUUUGUUUCAAUGCCUCAGCCACCAAACUUGCCAGCGCCUCAGAGCGGGGCACUGUAAUCCGAGUGUUUUCCAUUCCUGAGGGCUUCCGUCUAUUUGAAUUCCGUCGUGGCAUGAAGAGGUACGUCAACAUAAGCUCUUUGUCCUUCAGUCCUGAUGCCCAGUUCCUCUGUGCUUCCAGCAACACCGAAACAGUACAUAUCUUUAAACUGGAGCAAGAGGGACCAAGUGGAGAAGAGACAGACACUUGGUCAGCUUAUGUGGGGAAGAUGUUCACAGCAGCAAGCAGCUACCUACCUGCUCAGGUGUCUGGCAUGAUGAGCCAGGACCGCGCCUUUGCCACAGUUCAUCUCGUUACGUCGGGCCAGAAUAUCUGUGCUCUGGCCACGAUCCAGAAGCAUCCACGUUUGCUGGUGGCUACAGCUGAUGGCCAGCUUUUCAUCUACAAUGUGAAUCCACAGGAUGGAGGCGAAUGCAUGUUGGCAUACAAUCACAGGCUUUUGGGUGUUGACGACCUGAUGCCAGCACAAGUGUGUCCCUCAUAUGCUGCAACUGUUGCCUUACCAGCAUCUAGUCCCAUCACAGCAACUCUUACUGGUUACUCUGAAGAUGGUGGGGCAAAGAACGGGGAAGUCAUCCCAGAACACGAGUUUGCUGAUGGACCCGUGUGUCUGGAUGAUGAGAACGAGUUUCCUCCUGUGAGCAUCCAGAAGUGCUAACUAAGCAAGCUCCUGUAGUAGUUAAACCGAUUAGUUGGUGUCGUGAUGGGACCGGAGUCGGCCGGGGGAGGCGCUCGUGAGAUGAUCAAGGUCAGCCCAAGAAAGCGAGGCAAGCAGGAAAACACUUUUCAUGGUGCCAAGCUCCACUUUUAGCAAUGACAAUAGUUUCAAUUAGAUUUUGAGAAACAAGGCACUAACAAUUAAAAAAAAAAAAUCCUAUACGGUAAUAGUUACAUAAAUGUGCCAGUUUGCCAGUGUUCCAGAACAAUACCUUAACGGUAUGAAUCUGAUUUUGUCAAAGUGGCCUCAAACUUUUUACAAUUUUAUUCACAAUAUCAUCUGUGAGAUUGGAGGUUUUAUUUUAUUUUAUUUUUAGUCAUGAUGGCAACUUAAAAGGAAAUCAGGGAGAUAAUGCUUCAGUGUUUUAUGAAUAUUUGAGGUGCAUGCUGGGACAGCAAUAUAACCAUGAUUUUCAAAGCUCUAUUACUUGACAAAUAUUUUAUUAAAGUGUAUUAUUGUAGCAACAUGGUUUGCCUAAAUAAUAUCUUUAGUUCAUAUUCAUAACAUCUCAUUUUUAAUCUGUAUUUUAUUUUAAGUGUUGACAUGAGUCAUGUGUCCUGAAUACAGGUCAGAAAAUCUAAAUGUACUGUAUGUUGUUUGUGUCUAUUAUCAUUUGUAUAACAAAGCAAAGUAUUUUGCUGAUUGCACAAAACCAAAACAAAUAAACAAGGAAAGAGGCAUAAAACUGCUAAA
Messenger RNA from Syngnathus acus (greater pipefish), 2327 nucleotides. It is a transcript of the gene wipi1, whose product is annotated as WD repeat domain, phosphoinositide interacting 1. Gene Ontology annotation, biological process: nucleophagy; autophagy of mitochondrion; protein localization to phagophore assembly site. Gene Ontology annotation, molecular function: protein binding; phosphatidylinositol-3,5-bisphosphate binding; phosphatidylinositol-3-phosphate binding. The coding region runs from base 267 to 1574 and encodes 435 amino acids. The transcript has 13 exons. The record is from RefSeq and is a predicted model, not a curated record. NCBI's taxonomy places the organism in Eukaryota, Metazoa, Chordata, Actinopteri, Syngnathiformes, Syngnathidae. Gene Ontology annotation, cellular component: phagophore assembly site membrane; extrinsic component of membrane; cytosol.